Physeter macrocephalus (sperm whale) is the source of this 3511-nucleotide messenger RNA. RefSeq names its product zinc finger protein 234-like. Bases 733 to 2844 code for a protein of 703 amino acids. Gene Ontology annotation, cellular component: nucleus. Gene Ontology annotation, molecular function: DNA-binding transcription factor activity, RNA polymerase II-specific; RNA polymerase II cis-regulatory region sequence-specific DNA binding. Gene Ontology annotation, biological process: regulation of transcription by RNA polymerase II. The record is from RefSeq and is a predicted model, not a curated record. The transcript is spliced from 3 exons. Lineage: Eukaryota; Metazoa; Chordata; Mammalia; Artiodactyla; Physeteridae.
UGUCAGAUUUCUCCAUUGUAAAGUUACUCUUGUUUUUCGGAAUUAAUAAAGCUUUCUUAUGGGGAGAUACAUUUAUUAGUGGGCAUUCUACUAUAAAGAGAAGCUUCUUCUUUCCCACUUAUUUAUUUAUUCAUUUAAAUAUAAAUAUUAGUAUGGACUCAGGAUCCAUAAAUUAGUAUUCUAAAUGACAUGUAGAUUAAUAAACAUUUAUUUUUACCAGCUUGAGGUAUAUUGUACAUAUCAUAGAAUUCACCCACUUGAGAUUUACAAAUCAAUGAUUUUUAGUAACUUUGCUGAGUGGUGCAACCAUUGCCAUAAUAAUUUGGAACAUUUUCAUUUCCCCAGUUGGAUUCCUUAGUUAACCCCCAUUCUCUCCCCAGAUACCCAGGCUACCACUAACCUACUUUCUGUCUCCAUAGAUUUGCCUAUUCUGGACAUUUCAUAUAAAUGGAAUCAUACAAUAUGUAGACUUUGUGUCAGUCUUCUUUUGCUUUCCCACACAUUUACAAGGGUUCAUCCACAUUGUAGCAUAAUCAGGACUUCAUUCCUUUUCAUUGAUACAUAAUAUUCCAUUGUAUGGAUAUGCCACAAUUUGUCUGUUCUUUCACGCAUAGGCCAACAUUUUGGUUGUUUCCAGAUUUAGGUUAUUAUGAAUAAUGCUGCUGUGAACAUUCACAUGCUCAUUCACAAGAAGCAUCUGCAUGGGUGACUGGUGACCCAGGUCACUCUUUCAUGUCUUUUUUCUGCCUUCCAGACACUCUGCCAGGUGCAGUUCUGACCUCCCAGGAUCUGUGUAACUCAGGACUGUGCCCAUCCCCAGACACAGGAGGAAACAUGACCAUGUUCAAGGAGGCGGUGACCUUCAAGGAUGUGGCUGUGACCUUCACGGAGGAAGAGCUGGGGCUGCUGGACUCCACCCAGAGGAAGCUGUACCAGGAAGUGAUGCUGGAGAACUUCCGGAACCUAGUCUCAGUAGAAGGAAAGAUCCAAAGUGAGAUGGAGACUGUUUCAGAAGCAGGACUACAUGAAGAGCUUUCCUCCUGGCAUAUCUGGCAACACAUUGCAAGUGACUUCACCAGGUGUCAAGACUCCAUGAUAAAAAGUUCUGAAUUCCACCAACAAGGUGACUCAUCCGGCCAGGUUGGGGCAGGAUUCUGUGAAACUCACACAGGCCAGAAACCUUAUCAGUGUAAUGAAUGUACAAGAUCUUUCAGUGAUGUCUCCAACUUUGAUCUUCAUCAACAAAUAUACCCAGGAGAGAAGUCUCAUACAUGUGGUGAGUGUGGAAAAAGCUUCUGUUACAGCUCAGCACUUCGCAUUCAUCAGAGAGUUCACUCGGGAGAGAAACGCUAUAAGUGUGAUGAGUGUGGCAAGGAGUUCAGUCAGAGCUCACAGCUGCAAGCUCAUCAGAAAGUCCACACCGUAGAGAAGCCAUUCAGAUGUGAGCAGUGUGGGAAAGGCUUCAGUCGUAGGUCAACACUUACUGUUCAUUGUAAAUUACAUAUGGGAGAGAAACCUUAUACUUGUGACCAAUGUGGAAGGGCCUUCAUUCAUGCUUCACAUCUUCAGGAACAUCAGAGAAUCCACACUGGGGAGAAACCGUUCAAAUGUGAUAUAUGCGGUAAGAACUUCCGCCGUAGAUCAGCCCUUAACAGUCACUGUAUGGUCCACACUGGAGAGAAGCCAUACAAAUGUGAGGAGUGUGGGAAGUGUUUCACUUGUAGCUCAAAUCUUCAUAUCCAUCAGAGAGUCCACACAGGAGAGAAACCUUAUAAAUGUGAGGAGUGCGGUAAGUGCUUCAUUCAGCCUUCACAAUUUCAGGCCCAUCGGAGAAUCCACACGGGAGAGAAACCGUAUGUCUGUAAAGUGUGUGGUAAGGGCUUCAUUUACAGUUCAAGUUUUCAAGCCCAUCAGGGAGUCCACACAGGAGAGAAACCAUACAGAUGCAGUGAGUGUGGGAAGAACUUCAGGAUGAAAAUCCAUUAUCAAGUUCAUCUGGUCAUCCACACAGGAGAGAAACCCUAUAAAUGUGAGGUAUGUGGGAAAGGCUUCCGUCAGAGUUCAUAUCUUAAAAUCCAUCAGAAGGCCCACAGCGUAGAGAAACCGUACAAGUGUGAGGAGUGUGGGCAGGGCUUCAAUCAGAGUUCACGACUUCAGAUCCACCAGCUGAUCCAUACCGGUGAGAAACCAUACAAAUGUGAAGAGUGUGGGAAGGGAUUCAGUCGUAGAGCAGAUCUUAAAAUUCACUGCAGAAUCCACACCGGAGAGAAACCAUAUAAUUGUGAAGAGUGUGGGAAGGUUUUUAGUCAGGCGUCUCAUCUUCUGACCCAUCAGAGAGUCCACAGUGGAGAAAAACCAUUCAAAUGUGAAGAGUGUGGGAAGAGCUUCAGUCGGAGUUCACACCUUCAAGCCCAUCAAAAAGUCCACACUGGAGAAAAGCCAUACAAAUGUGAGGAGUGUGGGAAGGGCUUCAAGUGGAGCCUGAACCUCGACAUGCAUCAGAGGGUCCACACAGGAGAGAGACCAUAUAAGUGUGGGGAGUGUGGGAAGCACUUCAGUCAGGCCUCAAGUCUUCAGCUUCAUCAGAGCGUCCACACUGGAGAGAAGCCGUACAGAUGUGAUGUGUGUGGUAAAGUCUUUAGUCGGUCUUCACAGCUUCAGUAUCACAGGCGAGUUCACACAGGGGAGAAACCUUACCAGUGUGAGACGUGUGGUAAAAGCUUCAGUUGGCGCUCCAAUCUUGUAAGUCAUCACAAGAUGCACACUGGGGAUACAUUUUAUGAAAGCAGCAAGAGUGGUAAGAACAUCAAGGAACUGUCAGAGGAGAGAAGUUCUACAAAAUGAUGUUUUCAAAAAACUCAUGUGCAACAUGAAUUCUUGCAAGCAUCAGGUCUCAUAGGAGAGAAAGUAUUUUAGGUUAGUUGGUGUUGAAGCAGUAGCUAAACAGAUCCUAGUGUUCACCAGACCACACAGCAGAGACCCCUUCUGAGUGGUGCAAUAAGGGCUGCAUUCAGAACUUUGACAUUUAUCAGAUGUCACUUAGGAGAUAGCACUUAGAAAGGAAAAGAGUUUGGUCUGGGCUUUAACAAAAGUGUAAGGAUGAGCUAGUCAAAAUUGAUGUCCAUGAGAAUGUGCGCUCCAUGAGGGCAGGGACUUGGCUGCUGAAUCUACACAACCUUAUCAUUGACUGGCGCUUUUAGGUGUGCUCAGUACUUGUGUUUUAAAUAAACCAAAAGGGGGAAAUGUAUAAUAUAUGAAAGUUGUAUCCAGAGGAGGAAACCUGCAAAAUAAAAUUAAUUCAGGACAUGAACAUUUGUUGAAAUACUGAAAACCACUACAGAAAAUCAAUCUGCAAUAUAUUUUUUUAAAAUUUAUUUUUGGCUGCGUUGGGUCUUCAUUGCUGCACGCAGCCUUUCUCUAGUUGCAGUGAGCGGGGGCUACUCUUCAUUGCAGUGCGUGGGCUUCUCAUUGCAGUGGCUUCUCGUUGUGGAGCACGGGCUCUAGGCAUGCA